AGCCUUCCCCCACAGCCCCCGGCGCUCCCUCCGCGGCCAUGGAGGCGCUCAGAGCCCGGGUGGUGAGCACGCUGGACCGCCUGAGCCCACCCGAGCUGGAAGAGUUCAAGUUUUACCUGAGGAGCUCCGGGAAGAAGCCUAGGAUCCCGAUGGAGGACCUGGACACGGCCCCCACGACCUCGGCUCUGGCCGAUCUGCUGCUCAAGCGCUACGUCGUGUCCGGGACCCCCAGGGUCUUGGUCCGGGUGUUCCAGCGGAUGCGCCGGAACGACCUGGUAGCCGAGUGGGCAUUACAAAACAUCGUGUUGGACGUACUACAUUGGUGGGCACAGAUUCCUCGCAGUUACCAGCAUCAGAUAUUGCAGAGAGAUGAAAAAGUGAGUGUUUUGACAACGACUUUGAAGAGACAGUAUGAAAAUGAUGGCCCUGAAAUGGUAACUUUUUAUCUAAGCCUUGAUAAUGUAACUAACGACCACAUGGCUUCUCAUUCAGGCAACUGGCUCCUUCCUGUAGGUGUAAAAAGGGAGAUUUGUAUGUUGUUUCACUCCCUUGUUCAAAAAAACUCCACUAUCUGUUUAUUCCCUUUGAGAUACCAUAGAUCUGCCUCCGAUCUAACUCUUCAAACUGAUUUCAUGUCCCACCCCUUCAUACAUUCUCUAGUUAAGUCAAUUCCCCUGCUAGAUAUUCUACAGAAUCAGCAGAAUUCCACCAGACUGUCUCCCAUUCCUGGAGUACUCUCUCUCUUCACCUGCACCUCAAGGAAUCCCUGGAUUUCAUUCAAAACUCAGCUUAGCUGCCACCUUGUACCUAAGGCCACCCCCUUCACCCCAGUGGUUGGAGCUCUCCCAGUAUAACAUAAACUCCAUGGG
Molecule: messenger RNA, 869 nt
Organism: Phascolarctos cinereus (koala)
Lineage: Eukaryota; Metazoa; Chordata; Mammalia; Diprotodontia; Phascolarctidae
Biological process (GO): regulation of apoptotic process
Molecular function (GO): protein binding
Source: RefSeq, a predicted model, not a curated record